AUGGCUGGUGAAUUUACAGCACCGGGUUCACGAGCAGUGGAGAUUGUAGUUCGUCGCAGUCAUAUUGUUGAAGAUGGAUUUCGGCAGCUUAAUUCUCUUGGUUCAAGGUUGAAGUCAUCCAUUCAUGUUUCAUUUGUUAGUGAAUGCGGCCUUCCAGAGGCUGGUUUGGACUAUGGUGGACUAUCUAAAGAGUUUCUAACGGAUAUAUCAAAAUCGGCCUUUUCCCCAGGAGUAAGUUUGUCCUGGUAUGGGCUAUUCUCGCAAACCUCAACUUCAGAGAGACUUCUAAUCCCCAAUCCAACAGCAAAAUAUCUAGAGAAUGGUAUCCAGAUGAUUGAAUUUCUCGGGAGAGUUGUUGGGAAAGCUCUAUAUGAAGGGAUAUUACUAGAUUACUCUUUUUCACAUGUUUUUGUUCAAAAGCUGUUAGGCCGAUAUAGCUUUCUUGAUGAACUAUCAACGCUUGAUCCAGAGCUGUACAGGAAUCUCUUGUACGUGAAGAUAUCGUCUGAUCAAGCUCGCUUCUUUAACUGCCAUGCCUCAUUUCUUGGAAUAUCUAGUGAAAAAGUUUGGUUUCUCCAUUUUUAUUUGGUUGGAAAGGGAGUUGGAGCAUUUGAGAGGCCAGUAGAGGGUAAUGAUGUUGCCACUUGGUCACUCCAGCUAAUAGAGUCUCUUAACAUGUUACUGCAGCAUUAUGAUGGUGAUGUGAAGGACCUCUCUCUAGACUUCACUGUUACUGAAGAAUCAUAUGGUAAACGGCAUGUUGUUGAGCUUAAACCUGGUGGCAAGGAUGUUUGUGUGUCAAAUGAAAACAAGAUGCAUUACGUUCAUGCAAUGGCAGAUUAUAAACUAAAUCGACAGAUAUUGCCCUUUUCAAAUGCAUUUUAUAGAGGACUAGCAGAUCUUAUAUCACCAUCUUGGUUAAAGUUAUUCAAUGCUAGUGAAUUCAAUCAGUUACUUUCAGGUGGCGACCUUGACAUUGAUAUUGAUGAUUUAAGAAGUUGCACACGAUAUACGGGUGGCUAUUCUGAGGGAGUCGAACAAUUAAACUUUUUUGGGAGGUAUGGCCCCAUAGUGGAAGUUAUUAAAGGAUUUGAACCAAAUGAGCGUUGUAUGCUGCUUAAAUUUGUGACCAGCUGUUCUCGAGCUCCAUUGCUUGGUUUCAAACACUUGCAGCCAUCCUUUACAAUCCACAAGGUCUCAUGUGAUGCCUCUCUUUGGGCAACAAUUGGAGGACAAGAUGUGGAGCGGCUUCCAUCAGCUUCUACAUGCUACAAUACUCUAAAGCUUCCAACAUACAAACGUGCAAGCACUUUGAAAGCAAAACUUCUUUAUGCAAUCAAUUCUAAUACUGGAUUUGAACUUUCUUAA
Dovyalis caffra is the source of this 1368-nucleotide messenger RNA. Lineage: Eukaryota; Viridiplantae; Streptophyta; Magnoliopsida; Malpighiales; Salicaceae. The record is from the annotation of a GenBank genome assembly.